AUGGAGCAACAGGAAACGGCCGCCGACCUGCCGACAGGCUUUCUCAGCCUCCCCAGCGAGCUUCGGAACAAGAUUUACGAGCUUUCAUUGGUGAAAGGGGAGGAUACUUUCGCACUGAGUGAAAACAUCCGGCGAUACUUUUAUCACAAACGAGGCCUCGCAAGCGGUCUGCUCCUCGCCAGCAAGGCCAUCCACCGCGAAGCCAGCCCCAUUCUCUACGGUCAAAACCGCUUCGACUUUUGCGAGGUCUCGCCUCGAGAACUACGCACAUUCCUCAAUCAGAUUGGAAAGAACAAUGCGAGCUAUAUUCGACAUGUGACCAUCGACUUCCCAGGCUUCCGCUCUCUUUAUGGUGAGAUCAGCCUUGAGAGAGACAUCGCGGCCACCCUUGAGGCUAUCCGAGGCGCAUGCGACAAUAUCAUCACAAUCACGGCCUUCGCUGGAAACAACUACUAUAGGAUGUAUCCUCUAUCCGCCCUGGAUCGCCAAAACGCUGCUCCUGAAGUUAUUUCCCUGAUCAACACUCGCUUUCGGUCCAUGACGUCUCUCCAAGAGAUCAUCGUUGAGAUUGAUGAUGACUCUCCUAGUGAUGGCACCAGAAAGAUCAUGGAGAGCCACGGCUGGUUAUUGCGCAAAUGCGAGCCUUAUAAGGAGCGGUGGGAUGUCAUGACUGCCAUCAUCCAUGUGUUGGUUGCUUUGAGAGUGGUCAAGAUUGCUUGUGGUGAUCUCUGGAGAAGAGCAGCGGAAUGA
Messenger RNA from Diaporthe batatas, 750 nucleotides. RefSeq lists its product as uncharacterized. The record is from RefSeq and is a predicted model, not a curated record. The coding region runs from base 1 to 750 and encodes 249 amino acids. The transcript has 2 exons. Lineage: Eukaryota; Fungi; Ascomycota; Sordariomycetes; Diaporthales; Diaporthaceae.